UUAGGAAGAGCUUCGUAAUUUUUAACUUUUCGAAAUCCAGUAGAAUGAAUUCAGUGAUUUGGAUUUUAGUUUUGCUCUUUGCAAUAUUGUCUGUGAUGUCAAUAAUACAGGAAGAUGUAUGCAGACUUCCUAAACAAGUCGGAUAUUGCAAAGCGUCCUUUCCAAGAUACUAUUUCGAUCAUGAAAAAAAUGAAUGCGUUUAUUUUAUUUAUGGAGGAUGCAUGGGAAAUGACAAUAAUUUCAAAACUGAAGAAGAAUGCGAAAGAGUAUGUAAAAAUAGUAAAAUUCAAGAACUAAAAUUUUAAAAAAUGUAUCAACAAUGAAGAAAGAUAUCAAGAUUAUAUAAAUAUUUGUAUAUAUAAUGAAUCUAUUAUUACAAAUAUAAUUACAAGAAAAAACAGAUCUAAGACAAAUA
This is a messenger RNA of Argiope bruennichi, 415 nucleotides long. RefSeq names its product PI-stichotoxin-She2a-like. The record is from RefSeq and is a predicted model, not a curated record. Gene Ontology annotation, molecular function: serine-type endopeptidase inhibitor activity. The transcript is spliced from 3 exons. Bases 45 to 305 code for a protein of 86 amino acids. Lineage: Eukaryota; Metazoa; Arthropoda; Arachnida; Araneae; Araneidae.